Molecule: messenger RNA, 1080 nt
Organism: Trifolium pratense (red clover)
Lineage: Eukaryota; Viridiplantae; Streptophyta; Magnoliopsida; Fabales; Fabaceae
Exons: 1
Coding region: 1-1080 (359 amino acids)
Source: RefSeq, a predicted model, not a curated record
AUGGCAACUCUUAUCCCAACAAAGGGAAAGCCCAUGAUGUUGGGGCCAAACAGCAACGCUUGGUGUGCCUAUCACAGGGCUAAGGGACACGACACAAAGAAGUGUUUCAGGUUAAGAGACCUCGUUGAAGAACUAAUUAAGAGCGGCCACCUGCGAAAAUUCAUCAACGACGCCGCCCAAGGGCGAGUCGUCGUGCCCAAGGUCCAUAGACAGGAUUCCAAGGAACCGCCAGAACGAGACGAGGACCAAACAAGGGCGAGAAUCGCAGUAAAUACUAUUGCUGGUGGAUUUUCAGGAGGAAGCGGCUCAAACAACGUCAGAAAGAAGUAUGCUAGAAGCGUAACUCAUGAGACUUAUCUAGUGGGAAAUACGUCUUUUUCACCAGCACCAGAUAUAUCAUUCACUGCUGAGGAUAGUCAAGGAGUGUUCCCACAUGAUGAUGAUCCUCUGGUCAUUCAAGUGCAAAUUCUGAAUUGUGAUGUGAAAAGGUUCUUGAUUGAUUCUGGUAGUUCAGCAGAUAUUAUGUAUUGGGAAGCUUUCAAGGCAAUGCAGUUGGCUGAAGAGCAGUUACAACCAUACGUGGGAACUUUAGUAGGAUUUUCAGGAGAGCAGGUGGAAGUUAUGGGAUAUACAACGCUCCUGACAACUUUUGGCGAGAAAGAAAACGCAAAGACAAUUAAGGUACGAUAUUUGGUUGUAAAGACGCCUUUCACAUCUUAUAAUAUCAUCAUCGGAAGGCCUGGUUCCAACGCUUUAGGCACGGUCCUUUCCACCUUAUAUUUGUCAAUGAAAUACCCUUUGGACAAUGGUGGCGUGGGGACCAUUAAAGGCGAUCAACUCCUGGCGAGACGAUGUUAUGAGUCAAGUCUGAAGAUUUGGCACAAGAUACCUAGUGGAAAUGGAGGUUUUCGAUCAGGAUAUCCCGGGAACCAAGGAGGAAUAAACAUGGUUGAUUCAGCAGAUAUGGAUCCUAGAGAGGAGUUUCAAGAUAGGCGAGUCAGUCCAAUAGAGGAAUUGGAGCAAAUACAGAUUGGUUUGGAGCCUCAUCAAACCACGAACUUGGGAAAUGUCGGGCGAUAA